Aspergillus homomorphus CBS 101889 is the source of this 1677-nucleotide messenger RNA. RefSeq lists its product as uncharacterized. Lineage: Eukaryota; Fungi; Ascomycota; Eurotiomycetes; Eurotiales; Aspergillaceae. The transcript is spliced from 8 exons. The record is from RefSeq and is a predicted model, not a curated record. Bases 1 to 1677 code for a protein of 558 amino acids.
AUGGCCCUGCGCACAUCUGCCGACAAUGCAGAGGACGUGGCUGCUGGCUUUCGUCUGUUUCGCGACCCUCUGCCGGAGCAUUCGACGGAGAUCACCAGUCUCAUUGCCGAUCUCUAUGCGAUUAGCACCUCGCUCAAGAAUCUCGAGGAUCUGACGCGCAAUCGAACCUAUCGGCGCAACCUGCACGCCAUCCAGCCCGACCUGGAGCUGGUCCGGACAAGCUUGAAGUACACGCUCGAAGAUGUUGUCGAAUUCUUCGGAGACCUGGAGGGGCGCAGAGGCUCCAGCCGGGAGAUGUACAGGCGGACAUGGCUCGUUCUUUGUGCUUUCUUCCGGGAGCAGUCGCAAGAUUCACUGUCCACCCGCCUAGCCAAGUAUAAGGCCUUUCUGUCCGACUUGGAGGCUCUGAUGAAGGGUAAUGCCCCCGACGAUCGUCUCAUGUCCUCUCUGCGCCGCAACCUCAACAGUUUGUUGGUUCAGCAGGAGUCUCAAGUUGCGUCACAGCUUGGCUCCUUGUCUCUGAGUUCGCCUUCCUCCAGCAGCAGUAGCAGCAGUAAUACCAGCACCGAACCUGGCAGCCCGGUCAGUGAUCGACGCCCCCGCACUCGGAGAUCGUAUGAGCGAGCUCGUCCGUCUCACCAUGGGCCUCAGUCGCCCACGUCGGCUUCAUCCGCCACAUUCUCCGACAUUCCCCCCUCGGCCCCUGAUGCCCCGGACUCGCCUUCUACCACGACUGCCACUAGUCACUCCACCAGCUCCAGUGUCGUCGGGGACCAUUGGGCCCGGCGAGUGUUCCUGGACGAACACACGAACACGCCUAUUCCCUAUAUAGGCGAAAGCUCCGAGUGUUUAGGGGAACCAAAGGCCAAUCCGAAAGCAUGGCUCGAAAGCGAAGGAUUCGACGAGUUGUUCCAACUUAGAGCCUUCAACGGCGAGACGGAUCUCAGAGUAUGCUUGUACCUGCGAGACGAAGACCAUCGCGCACGCAUUGUGUGCAAAGCCCGUCGCUCUGCCCGGUCCAAUGAGUAUUUCAUCUUACCGUUGAAUAUGCUCGAGAUCGUCCGUGUCGACUCCUGCUUACAAUUGUGCCGACGCCGGCGCGGGGGCAGCGAACUGGUCCUGUGGGCCAACCUCAAAUUCAGCACCAUUGAACAAAUGGUGAUCUUCUUCUGCACAUUCUUGGCGCUUCGAUCGCAAGAUUCCGGACGUCCCGUGGCCGUGGAGAGUAUCCGCGAUUACGAGCUGGCGCAGGAGGAAGAACUCUUCGGAGGACAAAUCGUGGAUGAUGACUUUCUCCAUGCGUUACGUGUAUACAGGGAUGAGGUAUCUGGCGCCGUGCGGCUCCAGGCAUCGGUCCACAAAGGGGAAUUGAAGCGAUCACCGGUCUGGACGGCCUUUAUCACAGAGCACAUCGUUAAUCCGGGCUGGAUUCGUCAUACCGAGCCCAAGGUAGUCGUGCUGAGGGGGAUUCGUCGGAGCAUCUUCACCUUCCCCGAUUAUACGCCACCUCAGACGGCUAAAGGAGAGCAUGUCCUCAGAUUUACGCAUCGUUCGGAUGCGCAGGGCUUUAUGGAAACUAUCGCUGAACUUGCACAUCACAUGGAUAGCGUCCAUCGAGCGAAUAGCAGUGGGAUGAUGAGCUUCCAAUCAAACAAAUUUUUGACGACUUAUGAUUGA